CGCAAUUAUUUUUUAAGUUACCGCCGGUUGGAGUGGUACGAGGGUGCGUGGUGCGCCGUGCGUGCAGGCGUCGCGAGCGUGAUCGGGCGCGUUAGAGAUCCUGUCGGGACGUCGGGCCGGGUGUCUGGUGCUAAAAGAGGGAAAAAGGAGCCUCCUCCUCUCCGUCAGCCGAGUGAGAGUGAGGAAGAGAGAGAGAGAGAGAGAGAGAGAGAGAGAGAGAAACGAGGCAGAUAGGUAGAUUGAGGAGGAGAGAUAGACGGCGAGAGAAAAAGAGAGAGAGAGAGAGAGGGAGAGAGAAAGAGAGAGAGAGAAAGGGUCGCGCGAGGAGACCCCGAGGGAGUGCCAUGCGUCGCGAAUCUCGUCGAGAGCUCGGCAUCACCGCGCGCUGAGGUGUGCUGUAAGCUCGGUUGUCUCGUCGCGCUCGUCGUGUCGCUCGUGCGCGCGAUUCGCACGAAUACGUUUCGUGUCUACGUUUACGUCCACGUCCACGUCGUCGUCGUCGUCGUCGUCGUCGUCGUCGCCGCCGCCGUCGCCGUCGCCGCAGUCAUCGACUUCGUCCUCGUCUUCGACCUCCUCACUGUCGUCGUCACCGCCGUCGUCGUCGUCGUCACGGUCACUGUCGCGAAGCUGAACGAUCCGCACGACGGAUUUCUUGGAAUGCUCUCGGGCUCUACCUGACACUACGUGGCCGUUUAGUCCAAGACGCUGAAAGAAAGACUAAAAACAUGGGAUGCAAUGCGGGCCGAUGCCUCGGUCCAGACGAUACGGGGUACCCUGGAUCAGGAUUCAUGGCAGCCAUUAGGAAGAAGUUGGUUAUUGUGGGUGACGGUGCUUGCGGUAAAACAUGUCUACUCAUAGUGUUCAGCAAAGACCAGUUCCCUGAAGUAUACGUACCGACAGUAUUCGAGAAUUAUGUCGCGGACAUCGAGGUGGACGGCAAACAAGUGGAACUGGCUCUUUGGGACACAGCUGGACAAGAAGACUACGACAGGCUGCGUCCGUUGUCGUAUCCGGACACGGACGUCAUCCUAAUGUGCUUCUCCAUCGAUAGUCCCGAUUCCUUGGAGAACAUUCCCGAGAAGUGGACACCAGAGGUGAAGCACUUCUGCCCGAACGUGCCCAUUAUCCUUGUGGGAAACAAAAAGGACUUGCGCAAUGAUCCCAAUACCAUUAAGGAACUCAGCAAGAUGAAGCAGGAGCCGGUCAAGCCCGAGGAGGGUAGGGCCAUGGCCGAAAAAAUCAACGCUUUUGCCUACCUUGAGUGUUCUGCCAAGAGCAAGGAAGGUGUGAGGGAAGUUUUCGAAACGGCAACCCGGGCUGCAUUACAAGUAAAGAAGAAGAAGAAGGGCAGAUGUAGGCUUCUUUAAGAUGUAAUGCCAAGUGAGCCCGAUAACACGGGCAAAAUUUAUGGAAUUGCGGAACUAGCUGCAGCGAAGCUAGUCGUAAUGCCGGAGACCCCUUGUGGAAACCAUGAUAACAACACGUACACAACAAACAUAUAUACAAACAUACAUCUUAUCUUUCAUUAUUUUACAUAAUAAAACAAGUUUGCAACAACAAAAAGGAAAAAAAAGAGAAGGUGCAACCGUGUUACACACAACACACACACAACACACAUUAUACAUACAUACGCACAUACACAACACACAAAUGUAAGCAGUCGUCGACGAUAAAGAAGGGACUUUGAGAAGCGCUAAAGUAAAUUCAAUACAAGUAUACCUUAUUAUAUACGAAAGCCUGUAAUGUAUAUUGUAAUGACCAUCUUGAUCGUGUAUUUUUUAACAGUAAUGAAUUGUGCUUCGAGUUUAAACGACUGUCAAGAACCUGUCAUUUUAUUUUAUGUACUUUGCGUCGCGACGCCAUAGCGUCGCUCGAUUCAAACAAAAACAAAUAUGAUUGUUAUAACAAUUA
Messenger RNA from Harpegnathos saltator (Jerdon's jumping ant), 1911 nucleotides. RefSeq names its product ras-like GTP-binding protein Rho1 (gene Rho1). Gene Ontology annotation, molecular function: GTP binding; GTPase activity. The transcript is spliced from 5 exons. The record is from RefSeq and is a predicted model, not a curated record. Bases 726 to 1367 code for a protein of 213 amino acids. NCBI's taxonomy places the organism in Eukaryota, Metazoa, Arthropoda, Insecta, Hymenoptera, Formicidae. Gene Ontology annotation, biological process: small GTPase-mediated signal transduction.